UUUUAUAGAGUAUGUUAACAAAAGACAAUGUUUAAUGUUUUAAUCUAGCAUUUUCCUGAGGAAGAUUACAUUAGUGUUCACGGUCUUUAUGUUAAAGCAAACUUUGAACAUUAGAUUUCUCCAUUCUUUAGGAAAAGUAUUUCCUUUUCCGAGGUACAUCAAAGUCCUCACUACGUUUAGCUACCGAGCUCAAGAGAUUCAGAUUCGACAAUUAACGUUAACAUUAUCAUAUUGACAUGCUUAGGCUUAUUUUAAAUUAACUGUAUUAUUAAAGGUUUCAAAACCUUCGAAUAUGCGUUUUAUUUGCACGCUUUGAGCUCCUGCGAAUCAAACCAAACGGGUCUCGUGAGAACCGAAGGUAGCAUUGCUAAGCUAACGAGUAAACACACUGCAGUUCAUGUGCCAGAAGUGAACCACGGGCUACGUGGAAUGAUAAAUCUCGCUGUAGGAGUCCAGGAACGGAGAUGAAGAAGUGGAAAUGGCGACAGGAUCGUCGAAAGACGUGGUACAGAGGAAAUCGACAGAGACCAUCCAGCGACGAACAGUGGUAGCCAUGGAGGACUAUAAUGAUGCUGGGCCGUCUCACAGAGCAUCUCAGAGGGAACAUGAUAACCAAACUGCCUCAGCUUCUUCAACCUCAGCCUCUUCUUCCUCCUCUAAAUCCGACAGCGGAGUACCAGAGCUGCCCGGUUUCUACUUUGACCCUGAGAAGAACCGCUACUUCCGUCUGCUUCCUGGACACAAUAACUGCAACCCGCUGACCAGAGAGCAGCUGCAAGAAAAGGAACGGGAAAAGCAGAGACAUAAGAGACUGGCAGAAGAUGAGUGUGCUAAAGCCCCAAGAACUGGACUGAACACGUCGUUGUUGCUGCACAAAAGGCAUCUUGGGCUGUUACCCGGGAACUCCUAUUGCAGGCUUGUCCACGAGGUAAAAGUCAGCGGAAUGAGGCGCCACAAGCUGCAGAUUCAGAGCACAGACAACAGCAACCCAAACACAGACAACUUCAGGAUCAUCGUGGGGGAUUCUGUGUGUGAGCGAGUGUUCACCGUCAACGACGUCUCUCACGGUGGCUGCAAGUACGGCAUUAUGAACUUCAGCAGCGGCAGCCGGGGCUCUUUGUCCGUGGAAAUGUGCGAUAAUCUGUACUUCACCAACCGCAAGGUGGUGAACUCCAUCUGCUGGGCCUCGGUUAACUACCCCGACUCUCAUGUUCUGUUGUGUCUGGUGGGAGCGGCUGACACCCCCGGCUGUGUUAGUUUACUCCCCGCGUCGCUCUUCAGCAACUCUAACCCAGAUCAACCAGGGAUGCUGUGUAGCUUCAAGAUAUCUACAGCUUGGUCCUGCGCUUGGUGCUUCAACCCUCAGUUUGAUAAGACCUUCAGCACUGGCCUGACUCGUCGGGUCAUCAUCAAGGAUGCGGAGACGGGACGGACGCAGACGUACGGCGUCGGCACCGACGUCUUGGCACAGCAUUUUGCUCUCAGGGUUCCGGUCCUGUUUAACGGCUGCCGAUCGGGGGAGAUUUUCAGCAUAGACCUCCGGCAGCGUGGCCGCAGGGAUCACAGCUGGAAGGCCAGUCGCUUCCACCACGAGUCAGCCAUCACCUCCGUACGAGUCCUGCAGGAUGAGAACUACCUGCUGGCGGCGGACAUGCUGGGUCAGAUCAAGAUGUGGGAUGUACGAGUUAGGAAGCCUGUGCUGGAGUACAAAGGGCAUCACAACGAGCACGCCUACCUCCCCGUUCAUGUCAAUGAACAUGAAGGUCUUUUGUUAGCAGUGGGCCAAGACUGCUACACAAGGCUGUGGAGCCUGAAGGAUGGUCACCUGUUGAGGACCAUCCCGUCGCCCCAUCCAGCGGCCAACGACAUGAUCCCAAGUGUCGUCUUCUCCUCGAAUUUGGGCGGCAGCAGGGGGCUCCCCGGAUUGCUCAUGGCCGUCAAGCAUGACCUGUACUACUUCCCAUACAACACCGACUACCAGGACGGAGGAGAGCCCAUCGCUUUAAUUCAGACGAUGCCAUAAAAAUGGUCCCUUUAAAUAAAUGUCCUGAAGCUGUAGUAACAUUGUCCAGGAGACCGAAUGUAGUUCUGGGUUUAGCGGAAAGUCGAACGCAACCAGAGAACGUCCUCGACUGUCGACCGGAGCUGGGUUUGGGUGACGCACUUUACAAGUUUACCGUUAAAUAUCCAAUGUACACUUAAGAGAAGUGAUGCUGUGUGUGGACGUUUGGCUGGAUCGUCUCUUGGUGUUAGGAGGAAACGGAGCCACGAGAGCUUAAACAUUGUUUACUUUUCUUACAACUUCUCUUGAAAACUUUUCCAUAAUUUUGUUACAUUACAACCAGACGUUCCUGAGUUUUAUUGGGAUGACUGCCCAACGCAAAGUAGCGUACACUUGAAAAAUUGAGGAAGGACUGCUUAGUUUAAAAAAAAUUCUACAAGCACAAAUCUGAAAAGUGUGGCACGGAUUCCUAUUCAACCUCCAUUAAUAACUUAGACCCACCUCUUGUUGCAUGUGUUUUGCAAAAUGGCUCAAAUUCAUCCAGUCUGGACGGGGAGCAUCAAUUUUAAAGUUUUGCCACAAAUUCUUAAUUGGAUUUAGUUUAUGACUUUGACUAGGCCAUCAUUUUGACAAGCUUUCAUCUAGACUUUUCUGUUGUAACUCUCAUUGUGUUUGUAGGGUUGUUUUUCCCCGCUGGAAAGCCGACCUCUUCUCUAACCGGGUUCACCAGAGCAUGAUGCUGGGUCCGCUGUGUGCGUUUGCUUUUAUUUUCCACACAGGACAGAAUAUUCUAAUUUGUUUUCAUCUGACCAGAGCUGGUUCUUAUAAACGGACUACGCUCCAGCCUCGCCUGAAUCGUCUGUCUUUAAAAAGUUCUUCAAACCACAACCCUGGACAAAGCAACAUGAUCUCAGUGGUGUUUAAAAUCUCAGGGGGAAACAUUGUUUUUGAAAAUGCGAUUGUGCCAAAAUAAAGUGCUGCAUCAUUCAGCAAGUGCAUUUACUCAA
Poecilia latipinna (sailfin molly) is the source of this 3009-nucleotide messenger RNA. RefSeq names its product WD repeat domain 21 (gene wdr21). Gene Ontology annotation, molecular function: protein binding. The transcript has 13 exons. NCBI's taxonomy places the organism in Eukaryota, Metazoa, Chordata, Actinopteri, Cyprinodontiformes, Poeciliidae. Gene Ontology annotation, cellular component: Cul4-RING E3 ubiquitin ligase complex. Bases 479 to 2023 code for a protein of 514 amino acids. The record is from RefSeq and is a predicted model, not a curated record.